Lolium rigidum is the source of this 858-nucleotide messenger RNA. RefSeq lists its product as uncharacterized. The record is from RefSeq and is a predicted model, not a curated record. The coding region runs from base 97 to 633 and encodes 178 amino acids. NCBI's taxonomy places the organism in Eukaryota, Viridiplantae, Streptophyta, Magnoliopsida, Poales, Poaceae. The transcript is spliced from 3 exons.
UUCAAGUACUCAUCCCAUUGCACUCAUAUCUGCAAUAUCUCCUAGGCUGAUCUCAAUCACCACCUGCUCUAUCUCCAUACAGGAUUGACGCGGAAAAUGGCAUCAGUCCAGUGUGAGAUGAAGGAUGUGCAACUCACUUUGGAGGAGAAAGCAUGUUUAGAUGAGAUGAUCAAGCAAGCUGAGCGUUCCUUGGAGCCUCAUGAACUGUUAGCGGGUGCUUUGAACAAUCAAACAGUGGGCCCCCUGAGCAUUGUGGCUACCAAGAUAUUUGCAGGACAGGUUGUCAGAAACUUCCCCAAUCCUCUUUGCAAUUUGGAUGGGUUCGCCAUGUCAGGCACGUUCGCGACAGGUGUCAAGGCUGCUGUGGUGUAUUCCGCCAAAAACAAAGCUGGUGUUGAAUGUGGAUGGCUCCUUGCUUUUAACGAUGCCAACAAUUCUGUUGGAGUGAGGGUAUUUGCUGAAUGUGGCCUUAAAGGUAAAUUCCGCAACAUCAAUUGGGCACAAGUUGAACAGAAACUGGAGAAAUCUGGGACAAUUGCUAAGGCGCAUGACUUGGAGACUGGAACCUCACUCUAUGCUGGCAUUUGUGGCCCUACCGGGAAAUCUGCUGCUGGUGCAGUAUUCCUUGGUUAAACAUGCUUGAGCAAUAAUGUACUAGAUCUGGUGGAGAAUUAAAUAUUGUAAUAAUGAUGCAACCGUGUUGCUAGUAGCGAUCAUGUGUGAUAUGCUACAUAUUGUACCUUUUAUUUUCAGUUCAUCUUUUUUUGCACUUUGUAAUAAAUAAGGGCCGGUUACACCUUAGUGUGCAGAGGCCAGAAGGGUUGGUAAUAAGAACUAGAUCCACCGGAUCAUUAUCUA